AUGGACUUGCUGUCUUACAAUGUCCAUUUUCUGCAAGCCUUUUUGGUGGAGUGUAAGGCGAAAAUGAAUGACGGGGACAUGAUGGCUUGGUUACAGUAUAAACAUGUCCAUGAUCAAGUUGAUCGCUGGGAAGGGAAUGCUGCAGUUAAGCCUUGUGAAGAUGUUCAUCAUUGCUUGAAAAGAACAGUAAGAGACAUUGAGCAAGUUAAAGAUCAGAUACUCCUUAACGAAAAAAGAAGAGUUGCUUUAGAGACUGAGGAACAGAGCAUCACAUUUUGUGAUACCUACCAAAAUGCUUUAAAGACUAAGAAUGAAGUGAUUGUAGGAUUCGACAUUGCUAUAGUGAAGAUAGUUAACCGGCUCUGUUAUUCAUACUUCAUGGGAUUGGUUUUAACCAUUUUGAAGAAUAGUAACAUUGACAUGUUUCGGAAAUAUGUGCUAAAACUACAAGUUAUGCCACUCGUUGGGGAAGGAGGCAUUGGAAAAACUACAUUAGCCAAAAGAGUCUAUGGACAUCGAAUUACUAUUGCUAACUUUCACAUUCGAGCAUGGAUAGUUGUGUCUAAAUUUCAUAACCUCAAAGAGAUGCUCAUUGGUCUGUUACGUUGUAUUUCACCUAUCACUAGUGAAAUCUACAACAUAGAUGAGGCUCAGAUAGCUGAGCAAUUAAGCACAAGUUUGAUGGGCCACAAGUAUUCAAUUUUCUUAGAUGACAUAUGGACCACUGCUGCAUGGGAUGCCAUCAAAGGAUAUUUUCCAGAGAAUUUUAAUGGAAGCCGAAUCUUAGUAACUACUCGGUUCAAAGAGGUUUCUGAAUACUUAAGUACCAAUCCCUACCAAGUGAAGUAUCAAACUUUUCCGGAUUGUUGGGAAUUAUUUGCAAGGAAAGUGUUUGGGAAAAUCCAAUGUGUUCCCCAUGAGUAUGAGGAAAUUGGGCAACGCAUUGUUCUUCAUUGUGGUGGAUUACCCCUAGUAGUUGUUUUAGUUUCCGGACUUUUGGUGACAGUAAAAGGGUCUCUAGAAAUAUGGAGAGAUGUUGCGAAAACUGUGUAUGCAAUAGAUGUUAGUUAUGAAAAUAACAAAAGAAUUUUAGAAAUAGUUUCAUUAAGCUACAAGUACUUACCCGACAUUUGA
Molecule: messenger RNA, 1134 nt
Organism: Ipomoea nil (Japanese morning glory)
Lineage: Eukaryota; Viridiplantae; Streptophyta; Magnoliopsida; Solanales; Convolvulaceae
Product: putative late blight resistance protein homolog R1B-14
Exons: 2
Coding region: 1-1134 (377 amino acids)
Biological process (GO): defense response to other organism
Molecular function (GO): ADP binding
Source: RefSeq, a predicted model, not a curated record